AUGUCGUUAACAUUGAAGCUCUCCUCCUUGGUAAUCAGGACUUUGUCCAAACCAAUUGCUUCUCAAAUCAAAGGCCAAGCCCGCGAACAUGAACGGUUUCGCAAGAUCUGCGUCUCUAUGGCGCAAGCCCUUCACCGAUUCGAUAUGCGUCUCCGACUAGGCACCCUCCGCGAUAGUGCCGCGGCACAACGUCGAGCCGCCGCCGAAGCCGAAGCUCGAAAACACAAGCCUUCAAUGCCCACCGUUCGAAAUGCCGCCGACAUGAAAGCCGCAGAGGAGGCAGAGGCCAAGGCCAAGGCUGCGGCAGAAGAGGCAGCCAAACCACACCACUAUCACAUUCGUCCCCUUUCCGAGUCUAAAGCUAUUGAGUCUGGUGCCAACUUCAUCUCCGAAUCCUUCCUCUUCAUUGUUGCUGGAAGCCUGAUCCUCUUUGAGUCGUGGCGGUCACGGAAUAAGGAAAGCACACGACGGGAAGGCGUGGAAGGAAGAUUGGCAGAGCUGGAAAAAUCCGAAGAGGCCGCACGUGAAGCUCUGGUGGCACUAGAAAAGGAGCUGCUCCAGUUACGAGCGAAGCACGGUGACUUGCCCAAGUUGUCGACGAAGAGGAUUCUGUCUCCUGAGAUAUAUGAACAAGCCCCAGAACCGGAUACGCCAGUAGUCGCACAGGGGUGGCUCUCACGCAUUUCCUCAUACAUUUCAUUUGGUCAAAGCGCUGCGAACACGACUGCGCCUACCACCCAGCCCACAAUAGAAAAGGCGGAUUCGACACCAACUCUGGACCAUUCUUCUGCAUCAGCAUCAGCUAGUCAGAGCUCACCAUCUGCAUCGAAAACCUUGUGA
Molecule: messenger RNA, 840 nt
Organism: Penicillium robsamsonii
Lineage: Eukaryota; Fungi; Ascomycota; Eurotiomycetes; Eurotiales; Aspergillaceae
Product: OPA3 family protein
Exons: 2
Coding region: 1-840 (279 amino acids)
Biological process (GO): regulation of lipid metabolic process
Cellular component (GO): mitochondrion
Source: RefSeq, a predicted model, not a curated record